CCUCACGCCGAGCCCCAGCCCGCGACGUCCUCGAACGGACUACUCGCUCUACAGACACCACGACUAUAGGGCGGGCGGCAGCGGGGCGGGCGGGAGCCGCAGCCCGGCCAACACGUGAGAUGAGCGACGCGCAACAUGGCGCACCAGCGAAAAAUUCUAAAUUGUAUGUUGUAAAACAAGUUCAGAACCACGAUCUCAGGCGCGCGGGGGAGGGGGCGAAGGACUCGCGUGUGUAUGUACGUGCUGAGCGUGGAGGGGGAUGA
This is a messenger RNA of Parnassius apollo (apollo), 263 nucleotides long. NCBI's taxonomy places the organism in Eukaryota, Metazoa, Arthropoda, Insecta, Lepidoptera, Papilionidae. The record is from the annotation of a GenBank genome assembly.